Messenger RNA from Propithecus coquereli (Coquerel's sifaka), 1331 nucleotides. It is a transcript of the gene CD2BP2, whose product is annotated as CD2 (cytoplasmic tail) binding protein 2. Lineage: Eukaryota; Metazoa; Chordata; Mammalia; Primates; Indriidae. The record is from RefSeq and is a predicted model, not a curated record. The transcript has 7 exons. The coding region runs from base 160 to 1188 and encodes 342 amino acids. Gene Ontology annotation, cellular component: U5 snRNP. Gene Ontology annotation, molecular function: protein binding.
GGAGUGAAGCCACUUCCGGCCUUCCCUAGCGCUUUCCGUAGUCCUCUUCCGGGUGAUGGCGGCCGGGUGCCCCGGAUGUAGCCCUAGCGAAAGCAUCUCUCUUUUUCUUCCUCUGCCUUGUGUGGAUCCCCAGCUGGAGGAAGACCUCUCCGUCCCAUCAUGUCAAAGAGGAAAGUGACCUUCCAAGGUGUGGGAGAUGAAGAUGAUGAGGAUGAAAUCAGCGUCCCCAAGAAGAAGCUGAUGGACCCCGUGGCUGGGGCAGGAGGUCCUGGGAGUCGCUUCAAAGGCAAACACUCUUUGGACAGUGAUGAGGAAGAUGAUGAUGAUGAGGGGUCCAGCAAAUAUGACAUCCUGGCUUCAGAGGAUGUGGAAGGUCAGGAAGCAGCCACUCUCCCCAGCGAGGGGGGUGUACGGAUCACACCCUUCAACCUGCAGGAAGAGAUGGAGGAGGGCCACUUUGAUGCUGAUGGCAACUACUUCCUGAACCGGGAUGCUCAGAUUCGUGACAGCUGGCUGGACAACAUUGACUGGGUGAAGAUCAGGGAGCGGCCACCUGAUCAGCGUCAGGCCUCAGACUCAGAGGAGGAGGAGGAUAGCUUGGGCCAGACACCAAUGAGUGCCCAAGCCCUCCUAGAAGGACUUCUGGAGCUCCUGUUGCCUCGGGAAACAGUGGCUGGGGCACUGAGGCGUCUGGGGGCCCGAGGAGGAGGCAAAGAGGGUAGCAAGGGGCCUGGGCGGCCCAGUUCCCCCCAGCGCCUAGACCGGCUCUCUGGGUUGGCUGACCAGAUGGUGGCCCGGGGCAACCUUGGCGUAUACCAGGAAACAAGGGAACGGUUAGCCAUGCGGCUAAAGGGUUUGGGGUGCCGGACCCAGGGACCCCGGGACCCCACACCCCCACCUUCCCUGGACAUGUUCGCUGAGGAAGUGGCAGAGGGGGAGCUGGAGACCGCAACCCACGCCCAAAGAGGAGAAGCAGAGUCGCCGGGAGAUGGUCUGGUGGAUGUGAUGUGGGAAUAUAAGUGGGAGAACACAGGGGAUGCUGAGCUGUACGGGCCCUUCACCAGUGCCCAGAUGCAGACCUGGGUGAGUGAAGGCUACUUCCCAGAUGGUGUUUAUUGCCGGAAGCUGGACCCCCCUGGUGGUCAGUUCUACAACUCCAAACGCAUUGACUUUGACCUCUACACCUGAGCCUGCUGAAGGUCCAGUCUGGUGGCCCCUUCUUUCCUGGACUUUGUGAAAGAGGCCCCAGCUGCCUCAGGCAGUGAGGAUGUUCGAGGCCACUUUUCAGUCAAUUUCCCUUGCCCAAUAAAAGCCUUUAGUUGUGUAUUAGG